Molecule: messenger RNA, 1301 nt
Organism: Musa acuminata AAA Group (dessert banana)
Lineage: Eukaryota; Viridiplantae; Streptophyta; Magnoliopsida; Zingiberales; Musaceae
Product: light-harvesting complex-like protein 3 isotype 1, chloroplastic
Exons: 3
Coding region: 283-1089 (268 amino acids)
Source: RefSeq, a predicted model, not a curated record
CGAUUCAGAGAUUUCAGUGGUGGGUUAUGAUGUGCUUGAUAGCACAAUCUCAACUGCAACAAUAAUUGGAGAGAAUAGGGUUAAUUGGUUAAAGCUGAAAUCUUCCCCAGUAGGGAGUUGGAGCGGGAGCGGGAGUGGGAGUGGAAGUGGGACACCAACUACAGUUGAAGACAACGUUGCGCCUCCAUCCCCGCAGCACGGCGCAUCUGAAGCGGAGUUCCUUUCUUCCCUCGCCACCAUUCCCCACAUCCUCAUCAUACAACCAUUAGCAAGCAAACGCCCAUGCCGAUGAUGGCGUUGUUGGCCUCUCCUCAUCCGCCGACCAUCUUCCGUGCCCUAUCCUGUAAGCGUAACCAUCUCCGCCCCAGAAUCACAUCACCGCCGCCCUCUCUUCUACUUCUGACUGCCAGGAACCUAUCUCUGGUUCUUGCGAGAUCCGCGGAUGGAUCUGCUGACGCCGCAGACGGGAAUAUGGAGAAGAAGGACGAGGCCGUUCCUCCUACUCCUCGUCCUCUGGAGUCGGAGAGGAAUAAGCAGCCGCAUCAGCAGCAGCAGCAGUACCACCACCAUGAGAUUCGUGAUGGUUCCGUGGUGAAGACACAAGCGCUCAAGUUCGAGGACACGAGAUGGGUUGGGGGAACCUGGGAUACGAGGCAGUUUGGGAAGAAUGGAAGAACAGAUUGGGACGCCGUCAUACAUGCCGAGGCUAGCAGGAGAAAAUGGCUUGAAGACCAUCCUGAAGCCUCAAGUAUGGACGAACCUGUAAUAUUUGAUACAUCAAUCAUACCCUGGUGGGCAUGGAUAAAAAGUUUUCACCUUCCUGAAGCUGAGAAACUCAAUGGUCGUGCUGCAAUGAUUGGUUUUUUCAUGGCUUAUUUCGUCGAUAGCUUAACCGGCAUCGGGCUUGUUGGUCAAACGGGUAACUUUUUCUGCAAAACCAUGUUAUUUGCAACCGUAGUUUGGGUACUGCUGAUCAGGGAAAACAGAGAUAUCAAGAACUUAAAGAAGCUCUUCGAGGAAACGACUAUGUACGACAAGCAAUGGCGAGCAACUUGGCAGGAUGAUGCUCCUGGCGACUCCAAGAAGUGAAUUCUAAUAGCCAGUGUUCUUUAGAACUCCAUCUCUCGUGUUUUGCAGGCUAAGCUUUUGUUGUGUCUACCUUUGGAAACAACUCCAUCUCUUGUGUUUUGCAGGCUAAGCUUUUGUUGUUGUCUUCCUUUGGAAAACAUGAGAAACAACUAUUUAGAUCGACACCUAUAAAUAAUAAUAUCUGGAAGUGGCUAGCUGCGUGACUUGAGUCA